Dioscorea cayenensis subsp. rotundata (Guinea yam) is the source of this 2098-nucleotide messenger RNA. RefSeq names its product heat shock 70 kDa protein 8-like. Gene Ontology annotation, cellular component: cytoplasm. Gene Ontology annotation, molecular function: ATP-dependent protein folding chaperone; ATP hydrolysis activity; ATP binding. Gene Ontology annotation, biological process: protein refolding; cellular response to unfolded protein. The record is from RefSeq and is a predicted model, not a curated record. NCBI's taxonomy places the organism in Eukaryota, Viridiplantae, Streptophyta, Magnoliopsida, Dioscoreales, Dioscoreaceae.
UUGAUCGCCCUCGAAACCAUCAUUCCGGACGUUUCUGGAAGCCCACUGGAAUUCUCCAGAAGAACCCUUCAUAUCCCUCGAGAAUCCUCUCUUUUCUAUCUCGAUUCAGCUCUGCGGGUUGAUCUUCAUCUCUCUCGCGUACGAUUAUGGCGGAACAAUUCUACACAGUUGCAUCAGACAGCGAAACAUCUGCUGAUGAUAGGCAGCAACCUUCAUUGCCCGAUAUUGCUAUUGGAAUCGAUAUCGGUACUUCACAGUGCAGUAUUGCUGUAUGGAAUGGCAAACGGGUGGAGCUGCUGAGGAACACCAGAAACCAAAAACUAAUGCGAUCAUAUGUCACGUUCAAAAAUGAGGUUCCGUCGGGAGGGGCAAGCCAAAAUCUGUCUCAUGAUGAGCAAGAAAUUCUGUCAGGAAGUGCAGUCUUUAAUUUAAAACGUUUGAUUGGGAGAGUUGAUACAGAUCCUGUGGUUCAUGCAAGCAAAACCCUCCCUUUCCUCAUUCAGACCUUAGACAUUGGUGACAGACCUUUUAUUGCUGCAUUGGUGAACAAUGUGUGGAGAUCUACCACACCAGAGGAAGUGCUUGCGAUUUUUUUGGUGGAAUUAAAAAAAGUAUUGGCUGAGGUGCAGCUCAAGCGCCCAAUAAGAAAUGUUGUUCUGACUGUUCCAGUUUCAUUCAAUCGGUUUCAACUCACUAGAAUUGAGAGAGCCUGUGCAAUGGCAGGGUUGCACGUCAUGAGACUCAUGCCUGAACCAACUGCUGUAGCACUUCUAUAUGCUCAGCAGCAGCAGCAAUCUUUACACGAGAACAUGGGAAGUGGCACUGAGAAAGUGGCUCUCAUUUUCAAUAUGGGUGCUGGUUAUUGUGAUGUUGCAGUGACUGCUACAGCUGGAGGAGUGUCACAGAUUAAGGCAUUAUCAGGCAGUACUUUAGGUGGUGAAGAUAUACUCGACAAUGUCUUACGCCAUCUUGUGCCAAAUUUCUACAAUUUAUAUUCAAGUCCCAGUGUGGACAAGAUUAAAUCAAUGGGCUUACUCCGUAUUGCCACCCAAGAUGCAAUUCACAGGCUUUCCUCAGAGAUAAGUGUCUCCAUCAAUGUGGACGCUGGUGAUGGCACAAAGAUAUCUAGAGACUUGGAUCGUUCUGAAUUUGAAGAGGUAAAUCGUUCUGUGUUUGAGAAAUGUGAGAGGUUAGUCUCACAAUGUAUGUUAGAUGCCAAAGUAAUUGCAGAAGAUAUCACAGAUGUCAUACUAGUUGGUGGGUGUUCAAACAUACCAAAGAUUAAAAAUUUGCUGCGGGUAUUAUGCAAGAGAAAAGAAGUCUAUCAGGGCAUUGAUCCACUAGAGGCCAUUGUUUAUGGUGCAGCACUGGAAGGGGCAAUUGCUUGUGGAGUCAAUGAUCCGUCCGGGAGUCUGGACUUACUAACCAUACAGGCAACUCCUCUAAGUCUUGGUAUUCGUGCUGAUGGCAAUGCAUUCGCUAUAAUUAUACAUCGUAACAUAGCCAUCCCUGCAAGGAAGGAGAUGUUGUUCACCACGGCCCAUGAUAAUCAAACAGAAGCCUUGAUCAUGGUGUAUGAAGGCGAAGGAAAGAAGGUUGAAGAGAACCGUAUCCUCGGCUUCUUCAAAAUCGCUGGAAUUCCACCAGCACCAAAAGGUUCUGCUGAAAUUAGUGUUUGCAUGGACAUCGAUGCAUCAAACAGUCUGAGAGUUUUUGCAGGUGUGUUCUCCGCAGGUACCCAGCAACCUCUCUCUCCAUUCAUUGAAGUGAGAAUGCCUACAUUAGAUGGUGGCCAUGAAUGGUGUGAAGCACUCAUUAAGAAGCAUGGAUCUGAACUUGAUUUGGCUACCAUGCCACGGAAAUUGCAGCCAUGAGGUUUUGUGGCUGACCUUGAUUUCUUUGUUUCUUUUUCAUGGUUUUUCUGUAUCGAGUGGAAGUGAUGUUUGUUAGCUUGUUUGUUCAAUCAAUUUCCAUGUUAUUGUUUUCUUUGUGUCAAACAACUUGCAAACUGUUGAAUGUUGGGAGUCAUUUGUAUGUAUAGUGUGAACUGUGAAGAUUACUUCUUUGAUCAGCAGUUAACAAUUUCGGACUUUAGGAA